This is a messenger RNA of Chenopodium quinoa (quinoa), 1270 nucleotides long. RefSeq lists its product as uncharacterized. The transcript has 2 exons. Bases 527 to 1012 code for a protein of 161 amino acids. The record is from RefSeq and is a predicted model, not a curated record. Lineage: Eukaryota; Viridiplantae; Streptophyta; Magnoliopsida; Caryophyllales; Amaranthaceae.
AGAUAGAAGAUUAGAUGUGCUAGGAAUUUUUCCUUGAAUCAGCAUGAUGAUGAAUUAUCUUUGUUUCCUAAAGUAGGACAUCCUAUUGGUGGAAAAGGAAGAGAAAAGGAAAAGGAUUUACAUUAGAUUUCUAAAGUCUUGAACCAAGCUCAUAGAUAUAUUGUCUUCAAUUGCGACAAUGCAACAGUUGAAACAUACAUCAAAGAACAUCAUAUUUGGGUGAAUAGCCAAGGUCGAAAGCGUAGAUGGGAUAGUGCACAAAGUCAUAGUAAAGAUUUUAUUGAUUGGUUUUCUGAAAAAGUACAAAGAGAGAAGGUUAAUGGAGAACUUUUUUGGUUGGAUAAGGGUCCUAAUCCUAAGACCAGGAGGUACACUGGGUAUUUUAUCAAUGGUUUUAGGUUUUACACUAGAGAACGUGAUUCACGAUUAAAGACUCAAAAUAGUGGAGUGACUUUGACAGCUUUGACUUUAAGUUUUUCCAGUUCAAGGGAUCGAAAUCGCGUCGACGGAGACCUACUAUGGUGUAAUGGAAGAAAUAUUUGACUUAGACUUUUGGUCUCAAUUCAGCGUUGUGUUAUUUAAGUGUGAUUGGUUUCUUGGUGAUAUUGAUGAGUUUGGGCUUACAUAUGUCAAUUUCAAGAAGAAAUGUUCCAAAGAUGAUCCAUUCGUAUUGGCUUCUCAGGUUCACCAAGUAUACUAUUCUCAAGAUCCAUUAGAAAAAGAUAUUCAAUACGUCAUGAAAAGGGUUCCAAGAGACCUUUUUGACUUUGAGGAAGCACUGAAUGAGGAAACAUAUUGGGAGGAGCCUAUUGAUUCUAGUUCUAAUAACAUGCCUUCUUUUGAUGCUAAUCAUAUUCAUGUAGGAGCUGGUGGAUGUGAAGUGCGUGCUGUGAACAUAGAUGAUUUAUCAUACUCUGAGGAUGUUAAUAACCUUGAAGAUGACAUUGAUUAUGAUGAUACAGAUUGGGAUUGGAUGGAUGUAACUGAUGAUAUUCUAGCUCAUGAGCCAUAGGAUUAUUAAUGAAUCUUGAGCAAUUGUAUUUAUUUAAAAAAAAAUCGAUAUUAUUUUAUUAUACUUUGUUUUAUGUAUUAGAAUUGCUAUUUGAACAUUUGAUUUGGCUUUUUUAGUAGUAAUUAUUUAUCAUCUUUGGACUUCCUCAAAAUUAUCUUCUUCCUUAGUCAAUAUAUUAGCCUUUUCUAAUUUUUUUCCCAAAACUUGAGUAUCCCAAAACCUGAAUAUAUUAGCUUAAUGUCAGGUAUCAGAUAUAGU